AUGGCAGUUAUUGGAGCUAUUCUGAGUUACCGCCCGUUGCUAAGGAACAAAGGAAACAUGUUUGUGAUCAAUCUAGCCCUAGCGGAUAUUUGUAUUACCAGCAUUGUCAGUCCAAUGAACAGGGUCGGUAAGUAUUAUACGCCAAGGUUUUUCCUUGACAAGGUGGUUCUGUGUCACAUGUUGGGAAGUAUUUGUACGGUCAGCUGUCUGGUAUCGAUGACUUCCAUAGCUGCGGUUGCAGUAAACAGAUUGAUACAGAUUUGCAAGUCGUUUAUAUAUCACCGUAUCUACAAACACAAAAAGACAAUAUUUUAUUGCGUUGGUCUCUGGAUCUGGGCCAUGCUCCUUGAUCUGCCAAAUUGGGUCGGCUGGGGAGGUCACACCUUUGCCUUAAAGGAGAUGGGAUGCACGUUUGACCGGCUUGCAAACUAUGGAUAUACAAUUAUCAUGACUACCAUGUCGAUCUUCCUGCCAAUGACCGUUGUGCUUAGUUAUUAUAUUGCAAUUCUAAUAUAUGUGAGGAAUAGCCGAAGAGAAGUGCGAAAAUUUGGUGGGAGUGAAAAUACCCCGAUGCGCCUAUCACGAUCUAUCAAACAUGACGAAUCUGUAAAGAAAAUGUCGUAUAAAAAGGACGAUCUUCAGUUCGCAAUUAUCCUAUUUAUAUCUUUUCUUGCAUUUGUGCUCUGCUGGAGUCCAUAUAUGGUAGCUUUAAUAUUUGAUUUUGAAGACGAAUGGUCAAAGGAAAUCUACGUUGCCUGGACACUACUUGGACAUUCAAACAGUUGUCUGAACCCUAUUAUAUACGCAAUGGGGUGCGCACGAUUUCGCAAGGGUUAUUAUGUUUUCAUUCAUAAACUGUUUUGUAUGAAGAUAAAGCGAAACUCACACUUCUAUGAUUCAAAAAGUACACUGCGUUAUACGAGCAGAUUUUCAAGAAGUCCUCUCAGAACACCUACUAUUGAAAAGACAUUGCAGAUUACAGACCACAUCAUAUCAUCAAUAUUGUCGACGCCAAUACGUGAAAAAAAAUCAACAGCAGUGAAAAUGUUUCAGCAAGUAGCAAUUGCCUUUCAUCCUGAUUCUUUUUCAAACGUGCCGUAG
Mya arenaria is the source of this 1101-nucleotide messenger RNA. RefSeq names its product melatonin receptor type 1B-B-like. Lineage: Eukaryota; Metazoa; Mollusca; Bivalvia; Myida; Myidae. The coding region runs from base 1 to 1101 and encodes 366 amino acids. The record is from RefSeq and is a predicted model, not a curated record. Gene Ontology annotation, biological process: G protein-coupled receptor signaling pathway. Gene Ontology annotation, cellular component: membrane. Gene Ontology annotation, molecular function: G protein-coupled receptor activity. The transcript is spliced from 4 exons.